Molecule: messenger RNA, 828 nt
Organism: Oppiella nova
Lineage: Eukaryota; Metazoa; Arthropoda; Arachnida; Sarcoptiformes; Oppiidae
Source: the annotation of a GenBank genome assembly
CAAUUGGACCCGAGAUCUGGACGGCUGUCAGUCCAUGAAAGACAUCGUUAAGCACUUCUCGGAUCAGCUCCAAGAGUUGAACCCAAAGGGUCGCACGUAUGACAUCGUCGGCUAUUUUGACUUCGGAUUGAUGGCCACAAAGUUGGUUAAGUCGGCUCAGGUGGGACGGGCUGUCAUUAUAGACAUACUGUCCGAGACUCAGUUCUCGGAGGAUAUCGUGACCGACGAGUUCCUUCUGGAGUUCAUCUUCAUGUUCGUGUCCAACGAAAUCCCGCAAUCUUUUAGGGAUAAGAUCUUCCGCGACAUGAAGUGCGAGCCGAACAUCGACUCCCGUAUCCGUCGCGCCUGUAAUGAGAUCCGCGACUUCGCCGGCAAAGGACUCGUGGCACCAGAUUUGGAGGAAAUACUCAGGAAUUCCCUGAAAAGGGCUAAACUGUUAGCAACUCAUCGGUCGGAGAAGAAGAAGAAGUUGACUAAAUUGAAGACCAAAAUGGCUGCCAAAUGGGCCAAACUUGCGGGAAAAUUAGUGGUCAUUAAGCCGUUUGAAUUCAACAAAGUUGAGGACGAGGAUGAGUCCAUGGAUAAGACCAGGGACUUGUACUUUUUGCCUCAUGAUAAGGGGUCGACUACUGGUGCCGUUGACUUCGUGAAAGUCGAUGAAUAUUCACUGGCAAUCGCUUCCGAAAAGAUUGGCGAGAAAUUGCUGGAUAUUUUAAAUCUCAAAUAAGAAUACAAUUUUGCUCAAUAUACUUAAGCCUUUCAUUAUUUUAUAUGAUUUUUUAAAUAAUAAAUAUAUUAUAUGAUGAUAUUUAUACUUAAAUAUGGGGA